Molecule: messenger RNA, 1494 nt
Organism: Triplophysa dalaica
Lineage: Eukaryota; Metazoa; Chordata; Actinopteri; Cypriniformes; Nemacheilidae
Gene: ppp2cab
Product: protein phosphatase 2 catalytic subunit alpha b
Exons: 7
Coding region: 223-1152 (309 amino acids)
Biological process (GO): peptidyl-serine dephosphorylation; mitotic cell cycle
Cellular component (GO): cytosol
Molecular function (GO): protein serine/threonine phosphatase activity
Source: RefSeq, a predicted model, not a curated record
GAAGGUUGAAGUGAAAACAACUGUGGCUCAGGCAGGGUGGGACUCUGAAGGCCGCCGUCUUUACAGGUCCUCCUAAGAUUUUCCUAUUUAAUCAUUCAAGAUUCCUGGCCACAUGUACGUCUCUAAGUAAAUAGUGGGAAAAGUUUGGAUAUUUCUGGAAAGCUGGGUGAGAUUAGUUCAUAAAUUCGUGUUAAAAUCGAGUCAAAAAAAUCUGCCACAGAAAUGGACGAAAAGGCGUUUACGAAGGAGCUGGAUCAAUGGAUCGAACAGCUGAAUGAAUGCAAACAACUGUCAGAAAACCAAGUCAAGUCCCUAUGCGAAAAGGCUAAAGAAAUCCUGACCAAGGAGUCUAAUGUCCAGGAGGUGAGAUGUCCGGUCACUGUCUGUGGAGAUGUGCACGGUCAGUUUCAUGACCUCAUGGAGCUCUUUAGAAUCGGCGGAAAGUCACCUGACACAAACUACCUGUUCAUGGGAGAUUAUGUGGACCGAGGCUACUAUUCUGUGGAGACGGUCACUCUGCUCGUCGCUCUUAAGGUAAGGUACCGUGAACGCAUAACAAUUCUUCGUGGGAACCACGAGAGCAGACAGAUCACACAAGUCUACGGCUUUUAUGACGAGUGCCUACGGAAAUACGGCAACGCAAAUGUUUGGAAAUACUUCACAGACCUCUUUGAUUACCUUCCACUUACUGCUUUGGUGGAUGGACAGAUAUUCUGUCUUCACGGAGGAUUGUCACCGUCCAUAGACACUCUUGAUCACAUCAGAGCACUGGACCGUUUACAGGAGGUUCCUCAUGAGGGGCCCAUGUGUGAUUUAUUGUGGUCAGAUCCAGAUGAUCGUGGAGGUUGGGGCAUUUCUCCCAGAGGUGCAGGCUACACCUUUGGACAGGACAUAUCCGAGACGUUUAACCACGCAAACGGCCUUACUCUGGUGUCUAGAGCUCACCAGCUAGUGAUGGAGGGUUACAACUGGUGUCACGAUCGCAAUGUGGUAACAAUUUUCAGCGCACCCAACUACUGCUAUCGCUGUGGUAAUCAGGCCGCUAUUAUGGAGCUGGAUGACACCCUGAAGUACUCCUUCCUUCAGUUUGACCCCGCCCCUCGCAGAGGAGAGCCGCACGUCACCCGCCGUACCCCCGACUACUUCCUGUGAACCUUUCCGCGCUGCACAGUAUUGCCAUGAUAUCAUAAUCUUCAUUCAGUUUAAAAUAAGAGGAGAGGAAUGGGCAACAGUAUAAAAAGAUGUUAAAGUGAAAAAUGUCUGUGGACCAAAAGGUGUGUGCCAUAACCAAACCGAUGCAGAAGCCUCUAUCUGACAGCACGACCCUGACAUAUUCUGUCCCAUCUUGCUUCAUUCCUCCAGUCCUUAUAUGGAUGCCUGUGAAAUCGGAUGUUCUCCAUCUGCCCUGUAUGUGUCUUUUCUUUCUGUGUCCAUUUGCACUUUCUUUUCCUCAUUAAAUGAAAGUUGAUGCAGUCGGAUGUCACAUUCACACCA